Messenger RNA from Thlaspi arvense, 2159 nucleotides. Lineage: Eukaryota; Viridiplantae; Streptophyta; Magnoliopsida; Brassicales; Brassicaceae. The record is from the annotation of a GenBank genome assembly.
CGUUAUGCACUUAUGCUGAAAAUUUAAUCCAUUCCGCUCCAUAAAAUAUCAGCUUAUCAUAAAGCUCCACGUAUGUGGAUAGUUUCCAUAUAUCUCAAGCAUUAUCAAAUGUCUAUCAACUUUGAGACAAUCUCCGAAUGUCUUCAGAUUUGAGGUAAAUUGAGUUAAAUUUUUGGAGUCUUGAGGCAAAAAAGCAUGGACAUGCAUCAAUUUCUUAUAGUUUCUGUGUUCUUGAGCUCACUGUUACAUGGAGAUGCUGGGAUCACGAGUAGUUUUAUUCGAUCCGAAUGGCCAGCUAUUGAUAUACCACUUGACCAUCAUGUUUUCAAAGUCCCAAAAGGAUAUAAUGCUCCACAACAAGUGCGUAUUACUCAAGGUGAUUAUGAUGGAAAGGCUGUUAUCAUCUCAUGGGUGACACCAGAUGAACCUGGUUCAAGCAAAGUUCAUUACGGCGUCCUGCCAGGAAAAUACGACUUUGUGGCUCAAGGGACGUACUCAAACUACACAUUUUACAAAUACAAGUCUGGUUAUACUCAUCACUGCCUCGUCUCGGGCCUUGAGUAUGAUACAAAAUACUAUUACAAGAUCGAAAGCGGUGAAUCUUCUCGGGAGUUUUGGUUUGUUACACCACCAGAUGUACAUCCAGAUGCUUCUUACAAGUUUGGUAUUAUAGGCGACCUGGGCCAAACAUUCAACUCUUUGUCCACACUGGAACACUACAUGCAUAGUGGAGCUCAAGCUGUCUUGUUUCUAGGCGAUCUCUCUUAUGCUGACAGAUAUCAAUAUAACGACGUCGGUGUGAGAUGGGAUAGCUGGGGACGUUUCGUGGAGCGUAGCACCGCUUAUCAACCGUGGCUCUGGUCUGCAGGCAAUCACGAAAUAGAUUACAUGCCAUACAUGGGAGAAGUGACACCUUUCAAGAAUUUCCUCCAGCGUUACACUACGCCUUACUUAGCUGCAAAGAGUAGCAAUCCUCUCUGGUAUGCUAUUAGGCGUGCGUCUGCUCAUAUCAUUGUCCUCUCCAGCUAUUCUCCUUUUGUGAAAUAUACCCCGCAGUAUAAAUGGCUUGAUGAAGAGUUUAAAAGAGUUGACAGGGAGAAAACUCCUUGGCUAAUUGUUCUGAUGCACAUCCCGAUAUACAACAGUAAUGAAGCACACUUCAAGGAAGGUGAAAGCAUGAGAGCAGCUUUUGAGGAGUGGUUUGUUGAACACAAAGUUGAUGUAAUCUUUGCUGGCCAUGUUCAUGCCUACGAGAGAUCGUACCGGAUAUCAAAUGUGCGGUGUAAUGUCUCAAGCGGAAAUUGUUUCCCGGUUCCAGAUAAGUCAGCUCCUGUUUAUAUCACAGUUGGUGACGGAGGAAAUCAAGAAGGUCUCGCCGGAAGGUAUUCUAAUCAAGAAUGUGGUAUUCUUGGAUUAGAAUGUGACAAGACCGCUUCUUGUUUCAGGUUUAGGGAACCACAGCCAGAUUAUUCUGCAUUUCGAGAAGCUAGCUACGGCCACUCUACUCUGGACAUUAAAAACCGAACACAUGCGAUAUACCAUUGGAACCGCAAUGACGAUGGGAAGAAAGUAGCAACGGAUGAGUUUGUGUUACACAACCAGUACUGGGGAAAGAACAUUAGACGGAGAAAGCUUAAAAAGCACUAUAUCAAGAGUGUUGUGGUUGAUUGGAUUGCCAGUUGAUUCACUGUGUGUGUGCCUCAUACUUUCUAUCAAAGUAUGUAAAGAUGUCUUCGUGAAUACUUAUUACUUCUCUCCCCCUCUAUUUGAAUACUAAUGAAUUUGUUUAUUAAAUUUGACUUAUGAAGGGAAUAGAGUGGCCAGAUAAGUAAAGCAAUAAAUUAUUGUGUUUUAUGAGUUGUUUUUUAAGUGACUUAAUGGGUAACACCUCUAACCCAAGUUUUUGGCUUUCAAGCACAAGAGGCAUCAGACAAUAAAGUAAUAAAAUUUUGAACUUAUUGACUAUGUAAAUAUAUAAAUUAGAUAAUUAUCAUUAAUUAGCAAGCAAGUUGUGCUAUUGUUGAGAGUUGUGAUGGUUAAUUACUUUUUGCCUCUUAUAUGAAUUUAUUUUAAUUAUCUUUAAUAAAAUUAAUUAAAUUAAAUCUUAUAUUUAUUAAAUAUAUACCGGUUUUUAUGAUGUAGUUUGGUUUAAUUUGUUU